Messenger RNA from Gossypium arboreum, 531 nucleotides. RefSeq lists its product as uncharacterized. The coding region runs from base 7 to 417 and encodes 136 amino acids. The record is from RefSeq and is a predicted model, not a curated record. The transcript is spliced from 3 exons. NCBI's taxonomy places the organism in Eukaryota, Viridiplantae, Streptophyta, Magnoliopsida, Malvales, Malvaceae.
AUAUAUAUGUGGAUGUUAUGGUUUAGUUACGUUGUGUGUUUUCCAAGUAGAAAAUCUUACAUGAACUGUGUUGUUGGAAGAAAGCCAAGGUUUGUACAUAUAAUUCUGGGUUUGUUUCUGAGUUUGUCUGAGAAAAUGGAAGGGGAAUCAUCGAGCUUGCAGAUUCAUAGAACAUCAUCUAUAGAGAACGAGCCAAGGACCUUGAGUAUUGAUCAAAUCCAAUAUGCAAGGGAGGCAGCCAUGUAUGUGGUGAAUACCAGGAGCAUAGAAGAAGCCAUGAAUAUCUUCACACAGGGACUAGAGCCGGUAGUUGAAGUUGCAAGGGACAAGAUGGAAACGGCGACGAUAGAAGGAAUAGAGUAUCUACAAGAUAUAGGGUUGCAAGGAAUGCGCGACGUCGUUUCUGCACCUUUCUAGACACUUGUUUCUUUCUAGAAUCUUUAAGAGAGAAUAUGUAUAUAUUUUGGUGUUGUAAGAUACUUGUACAGGAUAGAAUUUUGGUUUUAUUUCAUUUUUGUUUUUCUUUGAAAA